Messenger RNA from Marmota flaviventris (yellow-bellied marmot), 1759 nucleotides. It is a transcript of the gene Psd3, whose product is annotated as pleckstrin and Sec7 domain containing 3. The record is from RefSeq and is a predicted model, not a curated record. Lineage: Eukaryota; Metazoa; Chordata; Mammalia; Rodentia; Sciuridae. Gene Ontology annotation, molecular function: phospholipid binding; guanyl-nucleotide exchange factor activity; protein binding. Gene Ontology annotation, cellular component: ruffle membrane. Gene Ontology annotation, biological process: regulation of ARF protein signal transduction.
AAGCUAAGGCGGAUCACAGCGCUCAGGAGCUGCUCAGGCACAACCGGCAGAGUCUCUCCAGCGUUAGAGCCUUGUAUCGGGUGGAAAGUGCCUUUUUCUUUCUCCAAACCCCUUGUCUAGUGGACCUUCGAAAUGAUUGGCGUGAAUAGUGUUCAGAGUACCAGCAAGGUACGGGUGAGGACCUCUGGUUCUGUGAAAUAUUCCCGGGAGGAUUCUAUCCGGCGGCAGUCCCACCGGUCAAAGUCUAUGAAAAUUUCCAACUCCUCAGAGUUUUCUGCUAAGGAGACCAAGGCUCUGUACAACUCAAUCAAGAAUGAGAAGCUGGAAUGGGCAGUAGAUGACGAAGAGAAAAAAAAGUCCCCCUCAGAAGGCACUGAUGAGAAGGCCAAUGGAACACAUCCAAAGACCAUCAGUCGCAUUGGGAGCACGACCAACCCAUUCUUGGACAUUCCUCAUGACCCAAAUGCUGCUGUGUACAAAAGCGGAUUCUUGGCUCGGAAAAUCCAUGCAGAUAUGGAUGGAAAAAAGACUCCAAGAGGAAAGCGAGGAUGGAAAACCUUUUAUGCUGUCCUGAAGGGAACAGUUCUUUACUUACAAAAGGAUGAAUAUAAGCCAGAAAAGGCCUUGUCCGAGGAGGACUUGAAAAAUGCCGUGAGUGUGCAUCACGCCCUGGCAUCCAAGGCCACUGACUACGAGAAGAAGCCCAACGUCUUUAAGCUAAAAACUGCCGACUGGAGGGUCUUGCUGUUUCAAACUCAGAGUCCAGAGGAGAUGCAGGGGUGGAUAAGCAAAAUCAACUGUGUUGCAGCUGUCUUUUCUGCACCACCGUUUCCAGCAGCCAUUGGUUCUCAGAAGAAGUUUAGCCGCCCGCUUCUGCCUGCCACUACGACAAAAUUAUCUCAGGAGGAACAACUGAAAUCUCAUGAAGGCAAGCUGAAGCAGAUCACCACUGAGCUGGCUGAGCACCGCUCCUAUCCCCCUGACAAGAAAGUCAAGGCCAAGGAGGUCGACGAGUACAAGCUGAAAGACCACUAUCUGGAGUUUGAGAAAACCCGUUAUGAAAUUUACGUCGGCAUUCUGAAAGAAGGCGGCAGGGAGCUCCUGAGUCACGAUGAAAACGAGUCUGCGGGACUGAAGAAGUCUCACUCGAGUCCUUCAUUGAACCCGGAGUCAUCCCCAAUCACCGCCAAGGUCAAGCGUAAUGUGUCAGAGAGGAAGGACCACCGACCUGAAACACCAAGCAUUAAGCAAAAAGUUACUUAGGAUCCACUCUGCUGCCAGGAAGUGCUGGUCAUGGAGCAAAAUAGGGUUUUUCAAGAUAUUUCUGGUAAUCCGUGAAUAUAUUAAAAAAAAAAGUGUGUGACUAAAUGGUGCAUUAGUAACUUUUUAUAUUGUAUAUUUUUGUUAGUUUCUGUACAGGUUGUCUUCGCUCUUGAUUUCUUUGCUUUAAUGAUUUUUGCAAUUUGAUAACUAAUGCACCUUUUUUUGUGAGGGGGAGAAGAUCGUGAUUCCAGAAUGAAUUACGCAUCCCUUCUCCUUUGGUUUUUCUCGUUUGCACUCUGCUCAGUUGUUUUAUGUAUUCUCAAAUCCACUGUUAUAUUUUUUUUUAAAGGUUAAAAAUUUAAUCCAUUGUGUAACACUUAACUGGACAAACUUUGUAGUUUAGUAAAUUCUAGCCAGAGUUAAUAUAAGCCUUUAUAUGUGAAAUCUUGCCCAGUCACGGAGGUGAAGUUGAGUCCUCACAGAUGCUCAAGUGAGA